AGCCUUAUUUAUUACACACCAAAGUAUAAAACCACCCCGCCGGCUGCAGCUCUCAUCUGCAGCCCUGGCAUUUGCCCGAGGAGACCAGGCGCCUGGAGCCCCCACCGUCUGCCCAAGGAGGCUCUGUGGCUCUCUUGAGAAUCAUGCUCCGGAGACAGCUCGUCCRUUGGCACCUGUUGGCUUUGCUUUUCCUCCCUUUUUGCCUGUGUCAAGAUGAAUACAUGGAGGUGAGCGGAAGAGCUAAUAAAGUGGUGGCGAGGAUAGUGCAGAGCCACCAGCAGACUGGCCGUAGCGGCUCCAGGAGGGAGAGAGUGAGAGAGCGGAGCCAUCCUAAAACUGGGACUGUGGAUAAUAACACUUCUACAGACCUAAAACCCCUGAGACCAGAUGAGCUACCACACCCCGAGGUAGAUGACCUAGCCCAGAUCACCCGGUUCUGGGGCCAGCCUCCACAAACCGGAGGACUGCCCCCAGACUGCAGCAAGUGUUGUCAUGGAGACUAUGGCUUCCGUGGCUACCAAGGACCCCCUGGGCCCCCAGGCCCUCCAGGCAUUCCAGGAAACCAUGGAAACAAUGGAAAUAAUGGAGCCACUGGCCAUGAAGGUGCCAAAGGUGAGAAAGGAGACAAAGGUGACCUGGGACCUCGAGGGGAGCGAGGACAGCAUGGCCCCAAAGGAGAGAAGGGCUAUCCCGGGGUUCCACCAGAACUGCAGAUUGCAUUCAUGGCUUCUCUGGCCACUCACUUCAGCAAUCAGAACAGUGGAAUUAUCUUCAGCAGUGUUGAGACCAACAUUGGAAACUUCUUUGAUGUCAUGACYGGUAGAUUUGGGGCCCCUGUAUCAGGUGUGUAUUUCUUCACCUUCAGCAUGAUGAAGCAUGAGGACGUUGAGGAAGUGUAUGUGUACCUUAUGCACAAUGGCAAUACCGUCUUCAGCAUGUAUAGCUAUGAAACAAAGGGGAAAUCAGAUACAUCCAGCAACCAUGCUGURCUGAAGCUGGCCAAAGGGGAUGAGGUCUGGCUGAGAAUGGGCAACGGUGCCCUUCACGGGGACCACCAGCGUUUCUCCACCUUUGCAGGCUUCCUGCUGUUUGAAACUAAGUAAACAGAUGCAUAGAACAGCUUUUCUUUGAGAAAGAUUUAUAACUGAGCUGGAAUUGUUAUGGGUAUAACAAACAUUAAAGUUGAGGGUUCUACAUGCUGUUUUUUUUAAAAAAAAAUGUAUUGGUUACACAGCUACACCAACAAUMCUGGAUGACUCAGGGCUCAGAAGAAUACACCACAAAGUAGUCUUCUCAGAUGACCCUGAUGAAUAUAUUCAGCACUUUUAUCACUCUUCCCUAGGCAAUUAAGAGGGAAUUGUUCAUGUUGCAGGUUGGAAAUAAUUGUCCCCAUCAGAGGAAUCAUUUACAAAGAGUUUGGUGCUCUGUUUUUAGUAGUAGUUUUCAAGAAUCCCUGAAAUUUCCAGYUCAUUAUUCUUUGMCAAUGAUCAUGAUGUGGCUGGGGCAAGAAUAGGAACACUUG
Messenger RNA from Urocitellus parryii (Arctic ground squirrel), 1522 nucleotides. It is a transcript of the gene C1qtnf3, whose product is annotated as C1q and TNF related 3. Gene Ontology annotation, molecular function: protein binding. NCBI's taxonomy places the organism in Eukaryota, Metazoa, Chordata, Mammalia, Rodentia, Sciuridae. The record is from RefSeq and is a predicted model, not a curated record.